UCAAAUUAUUAUUUUAAUAAUAUUCGAACGAAAAAAUCAUUUUCAUUCAUUUAAAAUCAGUCAAUCAAAUUUAUAAACGUCAAACCGAAUUAUAUUUUCUUUAUCUUUCUCUUUCUCUCUGGUGAAUCAUUCCAUUUUUUGUCUCAUCAUUAUUUAUCUUCAGGAAAAACAAAAAUGUCUAGCAUGCAAGAAGAUUCAAUCUAUUUAAAUGGUGAUUCAUCUCCUGACCAGAUUAAUGGUAAUGGUGAUGGUCAUGAUCCACAUGAAGAUUCAUUUUUAUUUGCAUCAGAAUCUGUUGGUGAAGGACAUCCAGACAAGAUGUGUGAUCAGAUUAGUGAUGCCAUUCUUGAUGCAUAUUUAACAGUGGAUCCAAAUGCCAAAGUUGCUGCUGAAGUGGCCACCAAAUCAAAUUUGAUAUGCGUAUUCGGUGAAAUAACAUCAUCGGCAACUAUCAACAUUGAAGAUGUUGUUCGUAAUACUGUCAAACGAAUUGGUUAUGAUUCAAUUGAUAAAGGUUUUGAUUAUCGUACUUGUGAAAUCAAAAUGGCUUUAGAAAAUCAAAGUCCAGAGAUUGCUUCGGGUGUUCACGUAAAUCGUCGUGAAGAAGAAUUAGGUGCCGGUGAUCAAGGACUCAUGUUUGGCUAUGCUACCGAUGAAACAGAAGAAUUUAUGCCUUUAACGGUAGUAUUGUCACAUAAUUUGAAUAAAAAAAUUGCUGAACUUCGUCGUAAUGAUGUUUUUCCAUGGGCUCGAGCCGAUAGCAAGACUCAGGUUACAUGUGAAUAUCGUUUUCACAAUGGAUCAGCUGUACCAAUUCGUGUUCAUACGGUUGUUGUUUCGAUUCAACAUUCUGAAUCAAUUACAUUGAUUGAACUUCGUAAAGAAAUCCUGGAAAAAGUUAUCAAAGUGGUGAUUCCUUCGAAUUAUUUGGACGAUGAAACUAUUUAUCAUAUUAAUCCAUGUGGAAAUUUUAUUAUUGGUGGACCAGCUUCAGAUGCUGGUCUUACUGGUCGUAAGAUCAUUGUCGAUACCUAUGGUGGUUGGGGUGGCCAUGGUGGUGGUGCAUUUUCUGGCAAAGAUCCAACCAAAGUUGAUCGAUCAGCUGCUUAUGCUGCUCGUUGGGUAGCUAAAUCACUAGUACAUGCCGGUCUUUGUCGAAGAUGUUUGGUACAGGUGUCAUACGCAAUUGGCAUUGCACAACCAUUGUCAAUAACGGUAUUUUCAUUCGGUACAUCUCGUUUGACACAAAAGCAAUUGGUACAAGUUGUCAAUGAAAAUUUUGACCUACGACCUGGCAUCAUUAUCAGAGAUCUUAAAUUGAAUAGACCAAUCUAUGAACAGACAUCUUGUUAUGGACAUUUUGGCCGCAAAGAAUUUCCAUGGGAAUGUCCAAAACAGCUCAACCUAAAAUCAGUGAAAUCAUCAUUGAAUGGUAAUUAUCCAACAAAUGGAAAUGGCAAUUAUAAUCAUCACUGAUAUCUAAUGAUGAUGAUUAAUGAUUACGAGAAAAACGAAAAUGAAAUUUUUCAGCAUAUAUUUAGGUCAUCUUUGAAUAUUUUAUUUCAAACAAAACAAAACAAAACAAAAACAUGCACUCAAUUAUAUUUACUAAACACAUAAAUGCAAAAUGCACGUUUCAAUUUAGACAUAUUAAACAAAAUGAAUGAAAUUUGAUGGGCA
Dermatophagoides farinae (American house dust mite) is the source of this 1680-nucleotide messenger RNA. NCBI's taxonomy places the organism in Eukaryota, Metazoa, Arthropoda, Arachnida, Sarcoptiformes, Pyroglyphidae. The record is from RefSeq and is a predicted model, not a curated record.